Molecule: messenger RNA, 8600 nt
Organism: Vitis riparia (riverbank grape)
Lineage: Eukaryota; Viridiplantae; Streptophyta; Magnoliopsida; Vitales; Vitaceae
Exons: 9
Coding region: 606-8348 (2580 amino acids)
Molecular function (GO): protein binding; ADP binding; ATP hydrolysis activity
Source: RefSeq, a predicted model, not a curated record
UUUGGCUUUCCUCAUCUCUUGAGUCACUGCCUCUUUCUCAUUUUAUCAUCCAUUCCUAACUUGGCUCUCGUUCACCUCUGAUUCCUUCACCGUCUCUCUGUUUGGAACCGAAACUCUGCUUUUUUCGUUUCCUUGUUUCUUUUCACUUGCUCCACCCUCUUCUUAGUUUCCUCUUAUUUUCUCACUUCCCACCUGUUUUCCAACAAAACCAAUUUCCCAAAAAAAAAAAAAAAAAUCCCAUUUGUUUUAGUUUGGUAAUCCACUCUAAAAACACCAGCUUUCCUUGUUGUCGUUUUGUUACACUGAAUCAAAUUACAAGCAUUCCUUGAGCUUUCUCCAUAUCUUCACUCUCUACACCUUUGCCAUCUUAUCAUCCAUUCCUAACUUUACUCAUUUUCAGUUUCACCACUGUUUCUCCUUUCCAUUUUCCUACUCACCAUCCCUCUGCUUGGAACAAAUACUCUUCUCCUUUCAUUUCUUGCGUUCUCUUCUUUUAGUUUCUUCUUAUUGCUGCUUUCAUUUGUUUCUUCCUUUUCUCGCUUCCCAUUUGUUUUCCUAAAAAAAGCUAACAAAAAAAAAAAAAAAAAAAAUCCAACUGAGACGAAAUGACAGAGAGCGUCAUUAACAUCGUUACUACCAUUGCUGGCAAAAUUGCAGAGUACUCGGUUGCUCCAAUUGGGCGCCGGCUAAGUUAUCUGUUUUGCUACCGCGGCUACAUGGAUGAUCUCAGCAACAAGGUUCAGGAGUUGGGGCAUGCAAAGGAUGACCUUCAGAUAACUGUUGAUGAAGCCAUUAGAAGAGGGGAUGAAAUCAGACCUAUUGUUCAUGACUGGCUGACUCGGGCAGAUGGGAUUACAGGGGAGGCAGAGGAAUUGAUGACAGAUGAAAACAAGAGCUGUUUCAAAGGGUGGUGUCCUAAUCUCAAGUCACGUUACCAGCUAGGCAGAGAAGCAGACCAGAAGGCACAGGUUAUUGUUGAAAUCCAAAAAGCCCGCAAUUUCCGUGAUGGCGUAUCACAUCGUGUCCCUGCCCCGAACGUGACUUCUAAAAAUUAUGACCCUUUUGAAUCAAGGGCAUCAAUUUUGAAUGAAAUAAUGGAUGCAUUGAGAGAUGAUAAGAUCAGCAUGAUUGGUGUAUGGGGGAUGGGCGGCGUGGGCAAAACCACGCUGGUUGAACAAGUAGCUGCGCAAGCGAAGCAACAGAAGUUAUUUGACGAAGUGCCGACAGCAUAUGUAUCCCAGACGGUGGACUUGAAGAAAAUCCAACAACAGAUUGCAGAUGUGAUAGGUUUGGAAUUUGUGGAGGAGAGCGAAUCGGGACGAGCAGGGCGGCUUAGUCAGAGGUUGACUCGAGAGAAGAAGCUUCUCAUAAUUUUAGAUGAUCUUUGGGCGGGCCUUAAUUUGAAGGACGUCGGGAUCCCUUCGGAUCAUAAAGGGUUGAAAAUGGUGCUGACUUCUAGAAGACAUAGCGUUUUAUUUAAUGAGAUGGGCAUCGAAAAGAAUUUUUCAGUUGAACAAUUGUCGGAAGAAGAAGCAUGGAGUUUGUUUAAAAAAGAGGCAGGCGAGUCAAUUGAGAAACCAGAUUUGCAACCUACAGCAGAGGAGGUGCUUAAAAAAUGCGGGGGUUUGCCUAUUGCAAUUGUUACAGUUGCAAAGGCAUUAAAAGGUAAGGAUUCCAUUACAUGGAGGGAUGCCUUACGGCAACUUACACGAUCUAUUGAGACCACUGUUGAAGGAAUUGAAGCAAAAAUCUUCCUCACUCUAGAGUUAAGCUACAAUCAUUUAUAUGGUGAUGAGGUUAAGUCAUUGUUCUUGCUUUGCGGUUUGUUGGAUUAUGGGGAUACUCCAAUCGAUAACUUGUUCAAAUAUGGUGUGGGCCUCGAUUUGUUUCAAAACAUCAAUGCAUUGGAAGAAGCCAGGGAUAGACUGCAUACGUUGAUCAACAACCUCAAAGCCUCAAGUUUAUUGCUAAAAAGCAAUGAUGAUGCUUAUGUCAGAAUGCAUGACGUGGUUCGUCAAGUCGCCAGAGCAAUUGCAUCCAAGGAUCCUCAUCGAUUUGUAGUAAGGGAAGAUGAUCGAUUUGAAGAAUGGUCAAAGACCGAUGAAUCCAAAAGGUGCACCUUCCUCUCUUUGAAUCGCAGAGCUGCCCAUGAGCUUCCUGAAGGCUUGGUAUGUCCCGAACUUAAACUUUUUCUACUGUACAGCAACAAUCCUUCCUUCAGUUCCUUGAAUAUCCCGAACACAUUUUUCGAAGGGAUGAAAAAACUCAAAGUUUUAGAUUUAUCCAAAAUGAGUUUUACAACACUACCUUCAUCACUUGAUUCCCUUUCAAAUCUCCGAACAUUGCGUCUAGAUGGGUGCAAGUUGGUAGACAUUGCUCUAAUUGGAAAGCUAACGAAUCUACAAGUUCUUAGCUUGGUGGGUUCUACAAUCCAACAAUUGCCUAAUGAAAUGGUGCAAUUGACCAAUCUAAGGCUGUUAGACUUGAACCAUUGCGGGCAACUUGAAGUUAUUCCACAAAAUCUCUUAUCAAGUUUGUCUCGAUUAGAAUGUUUGUACAUGAAAUCUAGCUUUACUCAAUGGGCGGUUGAAGGUGAAAACAAUGCUUGUUUAUCCGAGCUAAAUCAUUUGUCUCAUUUGACAACUUUAGAUAUAUAUAUACCGGAUGCCAAGUUGCUACCAAAAGAAGACAUGUUCCUUGGGAACCUAACAAGAUAUUCAAUAUUUAUGGGUGAUGGGAUGUUCCCCACAUAUUGUAAAACAUCAAGAACAUUAAAGCUCAAUGAGGUUGACAGAAGCUUAUAUUUGGGAGAUGGAAUUGGCAAGUUAUUAAAGAAGACUGAAGAACUAGAGUUAAGGGAAUUGAGUGGUACUAAGAGUAUUCUUUAUGAACUGGACAAGGAGGGUUUUUGUAAGUUGAAGCAUCUCCACGUUAGUGCAAGUCCAGAGAUUCAAUAUGUCAUUGAUUUAAAGGAUCAACGAGUUCUACAAAAGGGUGCCUUUCCUUUAUUAGAGUCGUUGAUUCUUGAUGGGCUGAUUAACUUGGAAGAAGUAUGUCGUGGUCUGAUUCCAAUAAGGUUUUUUGAUAACUUAAAAACUCUGAAUGUGGAGGAAUGUGAUGGAUUGAAAUUUAUCUUCUUACUUUCAACCGCUGGAGGGCUUUCCCAACUUGAAUCUAUGAGAAUAAAAAAUUGCAAAGUCAUGCAACAAAUAAUCACAUAUGAAAGGGAGUCAGAAAUAAAAGAAAAUGACCAUAUGGGAACCAACUUGCAACCAUUCCCUAAAUUACAAUUCUUGGAAGUUGAUAAUCUACCAGAGCUUAUGAACUUCAGCUACUUCGGCUCUGAGUUGGAAACAACAUCGCAAGGAAUGUGUUCCCAAGGCAAUAUUGAUAUCCACAUGCCAUUUUUCAGUUGUCAGGCUUCAUUCCCUAAUUUGGAGGAGUUGAAUCUGGACAAUCUUCCCAAAUUGAAGGAGAUAUGGCAUCACCAACUUCCAUUUGGGUCCUUCAACAAUUUGCAGAUCCUACAAGUGUACGAUUGUCCAUGUCUACUCAAUCUUAUCCCAUCUCAUUUGAUCCAAAGGUUGGAGAAUUUGAAAGAGAUAGACGUAAAUGAUUGUGAAGUCCUAGAACAUGUGUUUGUGUUUGAUCUUCAAGGACUAGAUAGAAAUGUUGGGAUCCUCCCAAAGUUAGAAACCUUGAAGUUAGGAGAACUAUCUAGACUGAGGUAUAUUAUAUGCAAUGAGGACAAGAAUGAUAGCAUGAGAUGUCUUUUCUCUCCUCCUAUGCUCAUGGAUUUUCAAAACCUCAAACAUCUAUCCAUCCAAGAUUGUAUGGAGGAAGACGAAGAUGAGGGACAUGUCAACACUCCUACAGAAGAUAUAAUGCUCUUCGGUGAAAAGGUUUCAUUCCCUAAUUUGGAGGAGUUGGAAUUGGACAAUCUUCCCAAAUUGAAGGAGAUAUGGCAUCACCAACUUCCAUUUGGGUCCUUCAACAAUUUGCAGAUCCUACAAGUAUACGAUUGUCCAUGCCUACUCAAUCUUAUCCCAUCUCAUUUGAUCCAAAGGUUGGAGAAUUUGAAAGAGAUAGACAUAAAUGAUUGUGAAGCCCUAGAACAUGUGUUUGUGUUUGAUCUUCAAGGACUAGAUAGAAAUGUUGGGAUCCUCCCAAAGUUAGAAACCUUGAGGUUGGGAGAACUACCUAGACUGAGGUAUAUUAUAUGCGAUGAGAACAAGAAUGAUAGCAUGAGAUGUCUUUUCUCUCAUCCUACGCUCAUGGAUUUUCAAAACCUCAAACAUCUAUCCAUCCAAGAUUGUAUGGUGGAAGACGAAGAGGAGGGACAUGUCAAUACUCCUAUAGAAGAUACAAUGCUCUUCGGUGAAAAGGUUUCAUUCCCCAAUUUGGAGACGUUGAACCUCAUUAAUCUUCUCAAGUUGAAAAAGAUAUGGCAUCACCAACUUUCACCAAGGUCAUUCUACAAUUUGCAAAUCCUAGAAGUGUGCAAUUGUUCAGGUCUUCUCAAUCUUAUCCCGUCUCAUUUGAUACAAAGGUUCAACAAUUUAAAAAGGAUAAAAGCCUAUGAGUUGGAAGUCCUAGAACAUGUGUUUGAUAUUCAAGGACUUGAUAGAAAUGUUAGGAUCCUCCCAAAGUUAGAAACCUUGGAGUUAGAAGGACUACCCAGGUUGAGGAAUAUUAUAUGCAAUGGGGACAAGAAUGAAAGCAUGAAAUGUCUUUUCUCUUCUCCCACACUUGUGGAUUUUCAAAACCUCAAAUGCCUAUCCAUCAAAAGGUGUGCGAAGGAAGAUGAUGACAAGGGACAUAUCAGUAUUCCUAUCAAAGAUGUAGUGCUCUUCAAUGAAAAGGUUUCAUUCCCUAACUUGGAGGAGUUAAAACUCGAUGAUCUUCCCAAAUUGAAGAUGAUAUGGCAUCACCAACUUUCACUUGAAUUCUUUUGCAAGUUACGGAUCUUAAGUGUGUGUAAUUGUCCACGUCUAGUCAAUCUUGUUCCAUCUCAUUUGAUACAAAGCUUCCAAAAUUUGAAAGAGGUAGAUGUGUGUGAUUGUAAAGUCCUAGAAUGUGUGUUUGAUAAUCGAGGACUUAGUCAAGAUGUUGGAAUCCUCCCAAAAAUAGAAAUUCUAAAGUUAGAAAAACUACCUAGACUCAGGCUCAUUAUAUGCAAUGAGGACAACGAGGACAAUAAUGACAACAUGAGAUAUCUUUUAUCUCCUUCCAAGUUCAAGGAUUUUCACCACCUCAAAGAGCUACAUAUCAUUAAAUGUGGGAUACUCUUCGAUGAAAAGGUUUCAUUCCCUUCUAAUUUGGAGGUGUUGGUUAUAAAAAGUCUCCCCAAGUUGAAGGAGAUAGAUGUUAGGAUCCUUUCAAAGUUAAAAAUCCUACGGUUAGAGAAACUACCUAGAUUAAGAUGUAUUAUAUGCAACGAGGAUAAGAAUGACAGUGAAAGAUGUCUUUUGUCUCCUUCCAUGUUCAAGAAUUUUCUCAAUCUCGAAGAGCUACAUACCAUUGAUUGUGGGAUUGAGGACAAGAGAGAUGUCUAUACUCCUACUAAUGAUGUAGAGCUCUCCAAUGAACAGGUUUCAUUCCUUGAUGGAGUAUCUUAUGAAGCUUUUGAAUCAAGAGCCUCCACUUUCAACAAAAUUAUGGAUGCUCUAAGAGAUGACGAGAUCAACUUGUUUGGAGUAGUGGGGAUGGGCGGCGUGGGCAAAACCACACUGGUGAAACAAGUAGCUCAACAAGCUAAGCAACAGCACUUGUUCACCGCACAACUCUAUAUAGAUGUAUCCUGGACUCGAGACUCUUGUACACUUCAACAAGAAGUAAUUUCAUAUAUUCAACAAAAUAUUGCAGAAAUGUUAGACUGGGAAUUUAAGGGGUUGGAUGAAUCCACAAGAGCAGUUGAACUGAAGCAGAGACUGAAGAAAGAGAAGAUCCUUAUAAUCUUAGAUGGCAUUUGGAAGGAGAUUAAUUUGGAGGAAGCUGGAAUUCCUUGUAAAGAUGAUGAGAAAGAAUGCAAAAUAGUGUUGGCUUCUAGGGAUGGAGACAUAUUAUGCAAAGACAUGGGCGCACAAAUAUGUUUUCCAGUGGAACAUUUACCACCGGAAGAAGCUUGGAGUUUUUUUAAGAAGACAACAGGUGAUUCCGUGGAGGAGAAUCUUCAACUGCGACCCAUAGCCAUAGAAGUAGUGGAAGAAUGUAAGGGUUUACCAAUUGCAAUUGUAACAAUUGCCAAGGCAUUAAAAGAUGAGACCGUGGCUGUAUGGAAGAAUGCCUUGGAACAACUCAGGAGUUGUGCACCAACAAACAUCAUAGGAGUGGAUGAAAAGGUGUACUCCUGUCUGGAGUGGAGCUACAACCAUUUGAAAGGUGAUGAAGUCAAGUCAUUGUUCUUACUUUGUGGUUCGUUGAGCUGUUAUGAUAUUUCAAUGGAUGACUUGUUACAAUAUGGUAUGGGUUUAGACUUGUUUGACUGCAUCGACUCAUUGGAGCAAGCAAGAGAUAAACUACUUGCAUUGGUGGAAAUCCUCAAAGCCUCAGGCUUGUUACUUGACAGUCAUGAAGAUAGACACAAUUUUGUGAGGAUGCCCGAUGUUGUUUAUGAUGUUGCCAGAGAAAUUGCAUCCAAGGAUCCUCAUCCAUUUGUAGUCAGAGACGAUGUUGGAUUGGAAAAAUGGUCAGAGACUGAUGAAUCCAAAAGCUGUACUUUCAUCUCUUUGCGUUGCAAAAUUGUGCAUGAGCUUCCUCAAGGGUUGGUAUGUCCGGACCUUCAAUCUUUUCUAUUGCACAGAAACAAUCCUUCCUUGAAUAUCCCGAACACAUUUUUCGAAGGGAUGAAAAAACUCAAAGUUUUGGAUUUGUCAGAUAUGCAUUUUACAACACUACCUUCAUCACUUGAUUCCCUUGCAAAUCUCCGUACAUUGCGUCUAGAUGGGUGCGAGUUGGAAGACAUUGCUCUAAUUGGAAAGCUAAGAAAACUAGAAGUUCUUAGCUUGGCCGGUUCUACAGUCCAACGAUUGCCUAAUGAAAUGGUGCAACUGACCAAUCUAAGACUGUUGGAUUUGGAUGAUUGCGAGGAGCUUGAAGUAAUUCCACGAAAUAUCUUAUCAAGUUUGUCUCGAUUAGAAUGUUUGAGCAUGAUAUCUAGCUUUACUAAAUGGGUGGUUGAAGGUGAAAGCAAUGCUUGUUUAUCAGAGCUAAAUCAUUUGUCUUAUUUGACAAAUUUAUCUAUAGAAAUACCUGAUGCCAAGUUGCUACCAAAAGACAUUCUAUUUGAGAACUUGACAAGCUAUGUGAUAUUGAUAGGUGAUGAUGAUCGGCGGGAAUUUAGAACCAAAAGAGCAUUGAAGCUCCAGAGUGUCAAUAGCAGCUUACAUUUAGGGGAUGGAAUUAGCAAGUUGUUGGAGAGAAGUGAAGAACUAGAGUUCUUUGAAUUACGUGGUGCUAAGUAUGUUCUUUGCCCAUCAAAUAGGGAGAGUUUUCUUGAACUGAAGCAUCUCCGAGUUAGUAACAGUCCCAAUAUUCAAUAUAUCAUUGAUUCAAAGGAUCAACGGUUUCUGCAUGAUCCAAUUCCAAUAGGGUGUUUUGGUAACUUAAGAACCCUAGAUGUGCAUUCAUGUCCUAAAUUGAAAUUUCUCCUUUUGCUUUCCACGGCUAGAGGCCUUUCCCAACUUGAAGAAAUGAUGAUAGGAAAUUGCGAUGCCAUGCAACAAAUAAUAGUCUUUGAAAGGGAGUCAGAAAUAAAAGAAGAUGGACAUGCUGGGACCAACUUGCAACUAUUCCCAAAAUUGCGAUCCUUGAAGCUCUAUUGUCUACCGCAACUCAUCAACUUCAGUUCUAAGUUAGAAACAACAUCUUCCACAUCUCAGAGUAGAAAUGCAAGGUCGAAAGACUCAUUUUUCAGUCAUAAGGUUUCAUUCCCUAACUUAGAGGUGUUUACACUCUCAUAUCUACCCAAAGUGAAGGAUAUAUGGCAUCAUCAACUUCCAUUUGGAUCCUUCUGCAAUUUACGGAUCUUAAGGGUGUACAAUUGUCCAUGUCUACUCAAUCUUGUCCCAUCUCAUUUGAUACGCAACUUCCAGAAUUUAAAAGAGAUAAAUGUGGAAGAUUGUAAACUCCUAGAACAUGUGAUUAUUCUUCAAGGAAUUGAUGGAAAUGUCGAGAUCCUCUCAAAGUUAGAAACCUUGAAGUUGGUAUCCUUACCUAGGUUGAGAUGGAUCAAAGAAGAGAAUGAUAGUUUGAAAUAUAUUUCCUCUCUUCUAACACUCAUGAAUAUUCAGAACCUCAAAGAACUACGUAUCACUAAUUGUAGAAUGGAGGAUCUACAGAAGACGUAGUAUUCUUUUGUGAGAAGGUACACUGGAUUUACUUUAAGUUUUGUUAUAUUUGAGAUGAAGUGCAGAUGCAGCCUUUGUAAGAGAAAUUGUAGGAUGGAGGUAGAAUCCACUUUUUUUUUUUUUAAUUUAUUUUUAUUUUUUAUCCAGAAGCAAUAAUAUGUUUUUUUUUCUUUGUAAUAUAUUCUACAAACACUAUUACUAAGUUUUACCUUAUUUAUUUUGAAAUGGUAUCAUUUUCUUUUGUUCUUGUCA